AUGUACACCGACACACGCUCACAUACUCACAGAGACGAGCUGCUCGUGUGCAAAACCAGCUGCACUACCGAAAAACUUCAAGCAAUUGGUAUAGAAUUCGUAUAGAAUUUUAUAUACGGCACCAGCAAAUAGGCAUACACGCACACAUGCUCACGCAAAGACCGAUAAAUGACACACGAAACAAAAAAAAAAGAUCAGGAAAACGACAAAGAAGAAGCAGCCAUGUAAUGUUGUAUGCGACCAGCGCUAUAUUGGAUUGAUCUUUAGCAACCCGUAUCUUAAUGGUUUGCAUAAUUGUUGUUUAUGGAAUUUUAACACGAUUGAAUUGUACAGUCGACAUUGCCCAGAAAUUAUCGAUGUGCCCAUUAAAAACGAUUUAUUAUGAAAUGACUUGUGUGUUUUUAUCCAACUGCAUGCGUCGAAUAGGUGCAAAUGCGUUGCGCUAAAGAUAUCUCUCCUAUGGCGAUAAGUUUGCUUGGUAGUAGUAAACGGCAAAGCGAUUCGAAAAAAGAGACUUAAUCGACUAGUUAGAACAAUCGAAUGGCUCAGUUCACCACCACCUCAAUCACACACCGAGAGCAGAACCGAGUGCGUUGUGUUCAGUUUUUUAUUCGAUAAAAUUUGUAAACUAUAUAGUAAAUAAUAAUAAAAAACGACUAAACAUUAACCCGACUCUCAAAAAAAAAACACCUUACAAAAGCUAAAACAAACAUCAACAUCCACCAGUUUUUGAAGGAAAACAUUUUCAAUAUUAUUAAAACAGAAAAAAAAACAAACAAGAAAUUUCGCUUUCUUUGUAUAAAAAAAAGUAUCUUUAGUUUAAUUUUCGGAUUAUUUUAUCGCGUUACUCACACUUUUAAAUUGUAAAAAAAAGCAUCAACAACAAGAUUUCAACCAACAAAAUUCAACGUAACAAAUAGUUUCCGUGUAAAUAGUUUGUGUACAGUUUAUUUUAACCAAUUUCAAAUUGAAAAAAAAACAAAACAAAAUAGAAAAUUCACAAAACAUCGCACCAUCGUAAACAAAACUCAUUAUCGAUAAAAAAAAAACAAUAAUAUCCAGAGAAAUAUCCAGUGAAGAACGUUUGAAUAAUCAAAUUUGACCGAAAAGGAAGUGAUUUUCGAAGUAAAUCAACAAAUUUGUGCAAAAAUUCUCAUCGAAACUCAUUUGAUUCUUGUGCAUUCUUGUGAAUGCAAAGACCAACGGCAAGAAACAAAAAAAAACCAUCGCAGUUUCUGUGUUUUUCUCGGCUUUUCAUCGUGUGCUGCAAACGAGUUUUGUUUGAAAAGAGAAAAGAACAGAGACAGAGACAGAGAAAGAGCAAAAGAGCACCUCGUGAAUUAAAAGAAAAUACAGUGAAUGAGGAAAAAAAGCGAAUAACAGAUAAAAGAAUCCAUCAAAAAUCACCCGACCAUCGAAAGAAUUGCUGGACGACGAGAAAGAACCAGCAACAACAACAACAACAACAACAACUCCGCUCAGUUCAAUUGUGAGUGUGAAUAUUCCUGCGAUAUACAACAAAGAACCACACGGAAAAAAGCGUACUCUGUGUGUGUGUGUGUUGUUUUUUCCUCAAUGCUUCUUCGCUUGAUAUAGAACCGAGGAAGAGACAGACAUCGUUGCCAUAUACACAUUUGGUAGCGGCAUCGAGUAUAGUGUAUUUGUGCGUGCUUAGUAAUUGUUGUUGCUAUUUCGUACCGUGUGUGCGUUUUUAGUCUGAAUUUUAAUUCCUUUCGGUCGUUGGUGCCGUUGUAGUCAUCGCUGUUGUCGUCGUUGUCGUCGUCGCCGUUUUCAUCGUAUCCGCCGUCGUCGUCGUCAUUCGCUUGUAUAGUGACUCUCAGUGUUUCUCAUUCUCUUGCUCCCUCACACAAACAUACACAAUCACGCUGGCUGUUGUGUUUUCAUAUAAAUAUUAAAAUUUUCGGAACUUUUUCACUCGUGUGUAUAACAAAAUAUAUAAUCCAACAAACAUCCAAAAACAUCAAACGAAAAGAAAAACAUAAACUGUGUGUAUAAAUUUUUUUUUCUUGUUGAAACAUAAAAAACACUGUCCUGUACAUUCUUGUAAUUUACGUUCUUUAGUUCGAUUCAGAAAGAAAAAAGCCAUUGUGUCAUUUCGGUUCUGUUUGUAAAUUGUACAUAAUAUUUUCGAUUCCAACAGACAACAAUCGAAAGUGUCGUUUCAUUGUACAGUUUUAUGGAUCGAAUGAAACGCUAAACAACAAACAAAUAAAUAAUAUAUUUAGAAAAGGAACGCAUUCAAAUCGGACAAACAAAAAACAUAGCAAUAUCAUCGAUGUGACAUUACGUUCGCGACAACAGCAAGAAACAAACCGAAGAGAAAAAUAAUUGAAGAAAACACAAAAAUAAUUCGAAAAAACCGAAAAAUUUCGUGUUGGUAUCCACAUUUUGUGACUGCACUGACUUUGGGAAGUGAAGUGUGUGCGCGUGCGGUUCAUUAUUCAGCUCUGUUUUGUGCAAACAUCAUCAUUGCCGCUCCAAAAACAACAACAACACACACACUCUCUCCCUCGCUCACUGGUGACAAUUCGUAUACACACAAUUUGUAUCGUUCAAUCGUUGCUUCGUUUCGUGCAGUGACAAUUUAAGUAGCCAUUUCGGACGGAGCGUCAUCGCAUUACCUGCCUGCGAGACUGUGUGAUUAUUGUGUUGACAAUUAUCAGUUGCCAUUGAAAUUGAAGGGAACCCAUUAUCGAUCCACUGCAAAAAUAUUCACGCAUUUCAACGCCGAGACAGCAAAAAAAAACCUCAAUGGAAUUCAACCGAACCGAACACAUCAGCGAACUUGUACAUAAUUUGUAAAAAAAAAACAACAACAGAGAAACGACGAUACUUUUUUUUGUAAUUAACUCAGCAUCCAGUUGAUUUUUUGUGUUCGAAUAACACGCGUCCGUUUCGCGCAUAUUUUGAACUUGUUAUGCGCAAAGAAGUCUUCAAAACCAUACCAAUUUGGAAGUUGCAUAAUUUCAACUCACUUCAAUUCUAAUUAGACUGAUUGUGUUAGCAACCAUAAAAUCAACGGUUCAAUCAUUUCGCACACAACCGAAAACAACAGAGAGGCACACAAACGCUGACAAAUCGUGUAACUUGGAAUUUAGAUUCAACGAUCGAUCAGAAAAUUAAAAAAGUUCCUUUUUCAUUGGUUUUCUGCGUUGAAGAGUCAGUUUUCGCCAAGCAACAUCAACACCAACAUCGACAUCAUUGUUGCUACUAGUAUCCAAACGCAAGUGUAGUGCGAAUAAAACGACGAAAUAAUUUUGUCCAGAAUUUUGCUUGCUUUACUGGGAUUAAGCGUUGUCUGCGUGCAAUUCACGUACUCCCAUGUAAAACUUUUGUGCGAAUAAUACCCGUGUACACAAAUGUGAGAAGAGGAAAAAUCCGACUCAUCGUAUCGCACUAAAUACAGAAAACGAGCAUUUUAUCGUAGUUGCCAGUGUCGAGGAUCCAUCCGAAUGCGGCCCGUGACCGUGCCGAACACGCGUAUUUAUAUAUAUAUGUAUGUGAUUCAAGUGUGCAUUCAAGCUGAGCUGAGCUGAGCUGCUGCUGCUGCUGAAUUGAGUUCGGCAUUUAUGCAUGAAAACUGAUUUAGGUGUGUGCAAGCAAAAAGCGUUGCGUUUGUAUAAGUGAGUGUGUGUGUCUUGCCGGGAAUUGUGUAGACAUUGCAUUGGAAGCUAAUAACAUUGCAAUAGACAUAUAGAGUGUGUAAAAUCUGAAUGCAAAAUAAAAGAAGUGUCAAUUCGGCUCUACGAGAACCAUAGCACGUAAGCGGUGUGUUGAACCAAGAAAAAAAAACAAACCAAUCUUAGAAAAUUUGCCAGUCACCGAAUGGACAGCCCAUUGUAAACUUGCUGUCUGACGUGCGCCGAUCAUCCAAGCAAACCGACACAAAAUUCAAUUUGGUGAAAAUCCAUCCGUUCUAUUGUUAUAUGUGAAGUGUGUGUGUGGCUCUGUUGAGCAGAACAUUCUUCGGUUUUUUUUUCAUUUUGUGCAAAACGACAAGGCAACAAAAUCCGCUCAAUUUGUUUGUACAGUAUCAACCCGAUCGAAAGAAGAAAAAAAAACACACAAAACGCAAAAUCCACGACAGAGAGAGAGAGAGAGAGAGAAAAAAAACCGAAACGAAUAACAAAAACAGAGACAAAACCUCAACUGCGAUCCGAAUUUCGUGAAUCGAACUCAAAGUGUUGAAAAUGUAAAUUUCCAGGUUCAUUUUUUUUCGUCGCUUAUCUUUGUAAAUAGCCUGUGUAUAUUUGAAUAAAAUUCGAAACGCAUUGUAUAUAAUUUUGAUUCAAUCGACGGCAAAAGCAAAAUCGCAGCAAAAGGAAUACAAGAAAAAGAGUUACAUAAAUCCAGGUGAAUCAAAAUAAACACAAACCGCUUUCAUUUUCUGUGUGAGGUUUUUUAAUUUGUUUUCUACAUUUUUGGUCGAAAAAAAUCACUAGAUCGGACCAAAGAAGAAAAGUGCGUCUCUUCUUUAAGUGAAAAAAAAUUAUCAUCGUUAUCGAAGUGAACACGCAGAAUAUAUAAUCUGUGUGACAAGUGACCCAAGCAAAUAGAGAACACAACGCUUCAGAUUGACAACAACAACAAAAAUCAACAGCAAAAAGUUGUCAAUAUUUCAUCAUAGAAUACAAACGUUGUUUUGUAUGAAAAAGAAAUAUCUAAAGUCUGAUGAACCAACAGAAAAAGAAAGUUAACUGCGUGAUUUGCAUUUAAAACGAGUGUAAAAAAAGAAAGAAAAUUUAACGCAAUUUCCCGGUGUAAAUAAUUGUAAAAGGUUUUUAAAAAAAAAGAAUAGUGAAAAAAAAGUGUGAAACGACAGAACAAAAGGUCGACAAGUGAAAGAGAGCAAAAAAAUAGAGAAAAUUAACAAAGAGAAAAAUCAAGAGAGAAAAAAAUUAAGUGAUUUAAAAUGAAACUAUUGGGUGCAAACGACGAUAUGAAUGGUGGCAGAGGACCAUCGGCACAUCGAUCGCAAGACGAUGCGGCCGUUGGUUACGUAUUCCAACGACAUCCACAUGAAGCUGAUUUUCCACAUUUUUCCCACAAGCAAACACCGCAGCCGCCACCACGCUGGGCAUCUGGCGACGAAACUAUUAUCGAUAGUCAAGAUAAAUGGAAAUACAAUGGUCCGAUGAAUUCAAAUCCAAUAUCGGCGAUCGGUGGUGGCAUCUCAAUGCAGCAAUCGCAACAGCAAUCACAUCAAGUGCCACCGAACACAAUCGGUAAGCCACCGUCAUUGCCACAGAUGUUGAAUCCAUCGUUGCAUCAGCAAAUGCAAAAUCAGCAGGAUCGUAGCCGUCAGCCAACGCAUCAAUUGCCGAACCAUUUGAGUUGCGGCCCAAAUAUGAAUCACAGCGGAAUGAAUAGCAACAGUGGAAUGGCCACAAUGCAAAUGCCACCAUCGAUGCAAAGCAGCAGCGUUGGUAUGUACGAUCACAUGCAGCCCAGCGUCAAUAUAAAUGGUGUAAAUAUGUCGCCAAAAACUGAUCAACAACAAAAUCAAAUGAUGCAGUCUCAGCAUUUGAAUGCGAUGCAACCGCAAAACCAAUUUUUGCAAAGCCGCAACACAAGCUCGAUAAACACAUCGGCAGCAAAGAAACUCUGGGAGAAAGGUGGUGGAGUGUCCGAUAUGAAGUUGACACCGUUGCAGUUACACGGUGGCCCGGAGCAAGUUUGGCGUGAUUCGACCUGGUCAACACAAGGUGAAGCCAUUUUAGCACCACCUCGACGCUAUCCACAUGAUUCCAAUCCAAGUGCUGGCAUUUUAAGUCCACGUGAUUCGACUGGCGGCCUUGGGGUGAAAAUGGUCGAAUACGUUUUGGGUGGUUCGCCCACGAAUAAAGAAAGCCCAUUAUCAAAUAUGGAAUCUCGUCUGCGUGGCUUGAAAUUCGAUGAAAAUGAUAAGACAAACGAUGAGAAAGAAAAGCAAAAUUCACCAUUCGACACAAAUGGCCUGAAGAAAGAUGAACCAGUUUCAAAUGGUGGCAUCAACGGCAUCGAUGAUGACAAAGGAUUCAACCGUACACCUGGUUCACGUCAACCAUCACCAGCCGAUGAAACAAUAUCUCGCAAUCCACAAAUGCUGCUCGAUCCGACCACAAACAAUUUCCAUCAGCAACACUUUCAGCACAUGCUGAAUACGAACACCAACAUGGACAUGCCGUAUCAUCCACCACUUCAUCAUCAGAUGCAAGGACCAGUUAUGAAUGGUGGCCUCCAAGUGCCGCAGAAUUCGCAAAUGGUGAACCAACCGCAAGGACACAACUCGAUGGACUCAUCGGCCGCUUUAUUGCAGCAACAGCACAAUUUUGAUGUACAGCAACUGUUUCGUUCUCAGAAUCCGAGUUUAGCUUCAAAUGCCGGCGUUGCACCACCGGGUCAGCCCACCGCACAGCCACAGAUUCCACAGACACUACCGUUGCCUUCACAACAGUACUUAGCACAGCAAAGUGCUGCCUAUGCAGCAGCUACCCAACAGCCCACACCAUACGUCAUUAAUCCAGGUCAAGAUGCGACACGGUACAUCGAAAUGGGUCUUAUACCAGCUGGAAUGCCGCAGUAUUAUGGCGUUCCAUGGGGUAUGUAUCCAGCCAACUUGAUACCACAACAAAGUUCACAGCCACCACAAAGGCGACCAUUGACACCGUCACAACAAGCCGGAGAAAAUCAACCACCCUAUCAGAUGAUUCAGGCAUAUUAUGAUCAAAGCGGUUCAAUAGUUAUGGGGCCACGAACUGGUACACCGAUGCGUUUAGUAAGCCCAGCUCCAGUUCUAGUACCACCUGGUGCUCAAGCACGUGCACCACAAUCCAUGUACCCACAGCCGCAAACCGCUCAACAAAAUCUCUACUCGCAACAGAACGGUUCUAGUGUCGGAGGAUUGGCGCUAAAUACAUCAUCUUUGACGGCACGUCGUGAUUCAUUUGAUCGCAACACAUCGGCAUUCAGUCCGUCGCUUGACUUUAAUUCAUCGUCAGUGGCUGCUGUUGCUGCCGCGAAUGGAAACGGAACUGCAAGUCGCAAAUGGCCAGUUAAUAAUUAUGGUGCAAUGGCAUCAGUUAGCCCAUUGGCGCCGGGAACACCGCCACCAACAGGUUUAGGCGCUUUGGUAUCCAACCGUGCUCCAGGUGCAGAGACAAAAUAUCGUAAUAUAAAUCAAUUGGCUCCGGUCGGUUUAUCAACCGCAAACACAAUCUUUGGCUCAUCCAAUUCGCUAUUCUCCAAGAUUCCGGGAACGGUUCCAGUCACCGUUUCAGCCGCGCCUGGUGUAUCAGCAACACGAUCGACCACUACAACUACUCUUGAUCGUUCAUCGGGCCGUUCACGUUUGCUCGAAGAUUUCCGCAACCAACGCUAUCCCAAUUUGCAACUACGUGAUUUAACCAAUCACAUUGUAGAGUUUUCGCAAGAUCAACAUGGUUCGCGGUUCAUUCAGCAGAAAUUGGAGCGUGCAACAGCUGCUGAAAAGCAGUUGGUGUUCAAUGAAAUCUUAUCGUCAGCCUACAGUUUGAUGACCGAUGUCUUUGGCAAUUAUGUGAUUCAGAAAUUCUUUGAAUUCGGUACACCGGAACAAAAAUCGACCUUGGCCCAGCAAGUGAAAGGCCAUGUAUUGCCGCUUGCAUUGCAAAUGUACGGUUGCCGUGUCAUUCAGAAGGCGCUCGAGAGCAUUCCAUCGGAGCAGCAACAGGAGAUUGUUCGUGAGCUGGACGGGCAUGUGUUGAAAUGUGUUAAGGAUCAAAAUGGAAAUCAUGUGGUACAGAAGUGCAUUGAAUGUGUCGAACCGGGCGCACUUCAGUUCAUAAUCGGUGCAUUCUCGGGUCAAGUGUAUACAUUGAGCACUCAUCCGUAUGGAUGCCGUGUUAUCCAAAGAAUCCUCGAGCACUGUACAACCGAACAAACCGCACCAAUUCUAGCCGAAUUGCAUGCACACACCAAGAAUUUGAUUCAGGAUCAAUACGGAAACUACGUCAUUCAACAUGUUUUGGAACAUGGAAAACCCGAAGACAAAUCGGUGUUAAUUGCUAGCGUACGUGGAAAAGUGUUGGAGUUGUCGCAACAUAAAUUUGCAUCGAAUGUUGUCGAGAAAUGUGUUACACACGCAACACGUGCCGAACGAGCCUUUCUCAUCGAGGAAGUUUGUCAAUUUAAUGAUAAUGUUUUACACAUUAUGAUGAAGGAUCAGUAUGCCAACUAUGUGGUACAAAAGAUGAUUGACGUGUCGGAGCCGACGCAGCGCAAAAUUUUGAUGCAUAAAAUUCGGCCGCACAUGAAUUCAUUGCGUAAAUACACAUACGGAAAGCAUAUUAUUGCCAAAUUGGAAAAGUUCUUUAUGACCAAAUCAAAUGCGAUCGCCCCAUCGGCAACGGUUGCUGCAAACAGUACGGGCGGUGCAUCGAUUGGAAAUGCCGUCGCAUCACUGAAUUCAAGCCUAACGACCAACGCAUCGAAUACGAGCACAUCGUCGGUGUCAACAAGUGUGGUGGUGGUUGGCAACAGUGUUUCGACUGAACCAACGCCGAUGCAAUCAAAUCUCGGACCCAUCGGUCCGCCAACAUCAAAUGGUGUUUUGUAAACAGAGCGUUGAGAUCUCUUUUUAUAAACCGAAACAAAAAUAGUAUUUCUUUAGUGUGUGUGAGUGUGUGGAGGAUGACAACGGGGAAACACUUUUUAUUUGCUGAGCGCACGUUUCAAAAUCGUUGAUCAUCAAUUCAGAAUCACAACUCAUUCAUACACACACACACUGAAUCGAUCAUGCAUAACAUAUUUGAUUUUGUUCAUUAGGCUAAGCAUUAAUUUUAUUCCCCAUUUAAUUUUCAUAUUUUUCUUUUUCGUCAUAACUCUUCUUUUUUAAUAUUCUUGUAAUUUGAUAAACUUGAUUUAGUUCGGUUUUCUCUCAAGAAUUUCAUUCUAGACACAUUUUAAGUACGGCACUUUUAAAUGAAAUCGUCAUAGAAAAGAAGUUUUUUCUUUCUCGCUGUUAAAAUGAGCAUAAAACAAUGCACGCUGAAUCAAUGCCUAGAAAACAUAUAUAUGUAUGCUCCCACAAUGGGCCAAAUAACACACAGCAACACAAAUAUAUGAACUGAUUUUACUUGUUUGAAUGGAAGAAAAACAAAUCGCUCUACAUUUCAUGUAGUGCUUGCAAAAAAAUCCGAACUUUAGUCAUGUAUCGAUGAUAAUCAGCAUCACUCUUUUCAACACACUCUAUCUCUUCUGUUUUCCAUUUGAUAAUUGAACUUUGGUUCAAUGAGAAACAAAAACUGAGUAUAAUUUCAAAUCGCUAGACUUUUUUAUACAUAGAUACUAUGACUUUUGAUAAACAAAAAACAUAAGCAAGUGCGAAAAUUGGAGAGUUUUCAAUGGAACAGAGUAAAUUGAAGGCAAUGCCGCAAUUUGUGUUGAUUUUUUUUUGCAUAACAGAAAUGCACUGUUAUAGUAGAGCAGCAAGAAAAAAGAGAAAAAGAAAUCGAGUUGUUGAAGAAAUGAAUGUUUGUCGUGCAUAUCGUGUUUUCAUUUGAAACAACAGCAACAAAUAUAUAAUUGUAUAGGGAAAAACCCUCAUCAAAAUUUCAGUGUUUUUUUAGUCAUAAUCACCUCAAAUUUGAAGAAAAACGUAAAGAAAUUGAAAAUUGCACUUGUUGAAAGGCCGUACGAUUGCGACUGAUUUAAAAAAUAUAUAUAUAUAUAAAUGUAUGUAUAAUCAAAGCAUGAAAAAAGACAAUUCACUUCUUUUCCACUCAUUUCAAAAGAAGUGCACGCUGUUUGAAUUCAGUCAGUUCAGAAAAAUUGAGAAAAUUAACAAAAAUGGCGUAGCAAUCAUAUGCAUACUGAUUGCAAAUGCACACAACAUUUCGCUACGAUGAAUUAUUAACUCUGACUAAACAAAAAGGGACAGAAAUUAACCGAUAAGAAAUGUUCGUAAGAAUAAAACAUGCAUAAAUAUGUAAAAUUUCACUCGAAAAAAAUACACUUCCUCCUUUACUUAUACAUACUUAUUAGUAGUUACAUAUACAUUGUUCACUAUUUCUAAUAAUACACACAAUCCCAAUUUUAGUAUUUGUAAUCAAGAAUAAUAUAAAAAAAAAUUCAACAAUUUUCAUGUUCAGUGUUAAUACGUACAUAAAAAAAACAACAACAAAAUAUUCAUGAUAAAUAUUACAUGGUUAAUCAAAUUGUAAAUGAAUUAAUUCAACAACAACUAAAAAUUUAAUGUUAUUUAGAUAAUAGAAAUAAUAAAAAAAUGCAUACAUAAACAAUUGUAAAAGCCGAUCAGAGGAACGAUCGAUGAUAGAAAGCAAAA
Messenger RNA from Sitodiplosis mosellana (orange wheat blossom midge), 10324 nucleotides. RefSeq names its product maternal protein pumilio-like. The record is from RefSeq and is a predicted model, not a curated record. Gene Ontology annotation, biological process: post-transcriptional regulation of gene expression. Gene Ontology annotation, cellular component: nucleus; cytoplasm. Gene Ontology annotation, molecular function: mRNA 3'-UTR binding. The coding region runs from base 4934 to 8596 and encodes 1220 amino acids. The transcript is spliced from 16 exons. Lineage: Eukaryota; Metazoa; Arthropoda; Insecta; Diptera; Cecidomyiidae.